AAAAAUAAUUACUAGGUAUUUAAUUUAAUUACAUAAUUAGUAUUACAAUAUUAUUGAGAAAAAAAAAAAAGAGUGAUUUUUUAUUUAUUAUAAAUAGUAAGCUACAGUGUAGUUUGUGUGUGACUUUCUCUCUCGUGAUUGUCAAAGACUCGUAUGAAGUGAUAUAAUCUCGUUCACUGUCGAGGCUUUAUAACACUUAAUAGAUUAAUCUUACUUUUAUCUAAUUUAUAUAGGCAAUAUACAAAUACGUUUUAAUUUAAUAUACAUUUCAAUCAUCUAUAAUAUGUAUAUAAACAAAUAAAACAUCUGUUUCUAUACAUAGAAUAAAUUUACUAUGUAUUUUGUUUAUUUUUUUUUUAUCAUGGUGCAAUUAAAGUUUACAAGUUUCAACUGUGCAAUUUAUUAUUAAAUUAUUUAUUUAUCUUGGUGUAUAAUUAUACUGACACAUUGGUAAUGAGGAAGUCAAAAUAUCAUUAUGAAUUUUUUAACAAAGAGCAUAGUCUUUAUUUGUUUGGUGUCGUUGAGCAAUGCUCAGUGUCCUGAAGGAAGAAAUUGUACUGAAUGUGAAUAUAUGUCUGGAAAAUAUGAAAUUUUUUGUGCAAAAAAUGGUACAGACUAUGGAUACACUGUUAUUUAUAAACCUUAUGAUUAUCUCAAAAUAACAUGUCACAAUCCAUACACAAAAUGGUUAGAUUUUCAUUUGGGAUAUGCAAAUAGAGCUGAAGAUGUUAAACGUUUAACUUUUAGAUUAUGUCCAUUACCAAGAUGUUCAUUUCUUGGUGACAUAGCAAAACAAGUACUUGUUGAAGAUGUUGAAGAAUUAGAUUUUCGUUCAAGUUUAAAUAGAACAAUACGAAUGAGUAGAGAUUGUUUUAAAAAAUUUAACAAAGUUAAACGUUUGAGUUUAUCUGAUAAUAUUUUAGCAGGAAUAACAAGUGAUUUAUUAAUUGAUCUUGAACAUUUAAGAGUUCUUAAUUUACGUAUGAAUAAUAUUCAACAUUUACCAGAUAAUUUUUUAAUAACACCAAAUUUAGAAGCCAUUGAAUUGGGCAUGAAUAAAAUAAGUAAAAUUAAUAAAAACAUAUUUGGUAAAUUAAGUAAAUUAAAAUUACUCAAUUUAUGGGAUAAUAAUAUUGAAGAAAUUGAAGCUGGUACUUUUGAUGAAUUUUCAUCACUCAUAUCAAUUGAUAUUCAUUCAAAUAAAUUACAAACAUUACCUGUUGAUUUAUUUUCACGUUUAACACAAUUACAAGUUAUUAAUUUAGCGAAAAAUAAUUUUUCAACGACAACAUUACCCGAAUAUUUAUUAACAAAUAAUAAAAAACUUGAAAAAUUUAAAUUUUCAGAAAAUCAACAAAACAUGGAAACAUUUCCAAAUAAUUUUUUUAAAAAUUUAACUAAUCUUAUGAUAUUAGAUAUAAGUCGAAAUGGACUUAUGUAUUUACCUAAUAAUUUAUUUUUAAAUGUAACUUCUCUAAAGAAUCUCGAUUUACAACGUAAUUAUUUACAAACUUUACCACAAAAAUUAUUUCAAGAUUGUAAAAAUUUAAGCUCAAUUGUUAUUAGUUUUAAUAACAUAACACAUUUACCAGAUGGAAUAUUUAAAGGAUUAAUAAAACUAGAAGAAUUAAAUUUAUCAAAUAAUUUUAUCGUAACAAUUUCUGAAUAUCUUUUUCGUGAUUUAUCAUAUUUAAAAAUUUUAAAUAUAGAAAGAAAUAAAUUACAAAAAAUUCAUUCACAAAGUUUACUUGCAUUUCAUAAUUUAAGAAUUGCAAAAUUUUCACACAAUCAAUUAUCAUUAACAGAUGCAGUAAUAUAUGAAGAUGAAUAUGGUCCAAGAUCACCUUUUCAUUAUACAAGUGAAAGUAUUCAAGAAUUACAUUUGGCAAAUAAUAAUAUAUCAGUUGUAUUUGCUGAUUGGAUAUUUUCUACUCAUCUUCGUUAUCUAAAUUUAUCAAGAAAUAAUGUAAAAAUACUAUUGGAAAGAGAUUUUCAAUUUAUAACAAAUGAAUUAUCCCUGGAUCUGCGACAAAAUAAUAUCCAAAAAAUAUUAUUUAACAAUAAUUAUUACGAGCCAGUUUUACAAACAAAAAAUAAAUUAAAAAAAAUCACAAUAUUACUAGAUGAUAAUCCUUUAAUUUGUGAUUGUCAAAUAUAUCAAUUUCUUUGUUACUUAGAAAGUAGCACAUAUUUAUCACCAGAUAAUAUAUUAAAUAUAAAAAUGGAUAAUUUAUUAUGUAAAGAGCCAGAUUGGCUUUACGAUAAACACCUUGUUGAUUUAUCUUCAAAAUCAUUAAAAUGUUUAAUAGAUGAACCACACAAUUUAAAUGCAACAUGUCCAGAUAAAUGUGAAUGUUGGAUAAGACCAGAAAAUCGUGCAUAUUUAAUUGAUUGUUCAAGUAAAAAUUUAACACAAGCACCAAAAUUAAUAAAAGCACCAGAUGAUUAUUUCAUUGAAAUUAAUUUAUCAAAAAAUUAUUUAAUAAAUAUGCCACCGCUGGAUCGGUAUGGCUAUGAAAAAGUAACAGUUAUGCUGUUAUCAUAUAAUCAUAUUUUAAAUAUUCCAAUUGAGACAUUGUCAAUGAAUAUUCGUGUAUUGAGUUUGCAUGAUAAUCAUUUAAAAACAAUUGAUCCAAGAGUAUUGACUAAUUUUAAAAAUUCAAAAAAUUUAAUUAAUUUAACAUUACACAAUAAUAAAUGGAGCUGUGAUUGUAAUGAUCGUAAUUUUUUACAAUUUAUACAAACAGAAGGUUCACGUCUUCGUGAGCUACAAAAAGUAACAUGUGGAGAAAAAAAUAUAAAGGUUUAUUUAAUGACAUCUGAUGAAAUAUGUCCAACGACAAUUGAUUUAAUAAUUGGUAGUUGUAUUGGUAUAUCAUCAGUUGGUAUUAUUAUUGCAAUAUUAACAGUAUUAUAUUAUCGUUAUGAACAUAAAAUUCGUAUAUGGCUUUAUUCUAAAAAAUGGUGUUUACGUUGGAUAACUGAAGAUGAAAUUGAUAAAAAUAAAAAAUAUGAUGCAUUUAUAAGUUAUUCACAUGUUGAUGAUGAUUUUGUUGUUAAUAAUAUUGUAUCAAGACUUGAGAGUCAACCAAAACCAUUUAAAUUAUGUGUACAUUAUCGUGAUUGGCCAGCUGGUGAGUGGAUACCAAAUCAGGUUACAUAUUCAGUACAAAAUUCAAGACGCACUAUUGUUGUAUUAUCGAAAAAUUUUUUAAAAAGUGAAUGGGGUAAAAUGGAAUUUCGUACUGCUCAUUGUCAAGCAAUUAAAGAUGGUAGAACUAGAGUUAUUGUUAUUAUUUAUGGUGAUAUACCACCGACAGAAGAGCUUGAUAAAGAAUUACAAAAUUAUUUAAAAAUGAAUACGUAUGUCAAAUGGGGUGAUCCUUGGUUUUGGGAAAAAUUAUUAUACACUUUACCACAUGAUAGUUAUAUUAAUAAAAAAAAUAAAAAAUGUGUUAAACAAAAAAAUGGCUGUACAAAGUAAAAAUUUAUAAUAUCAUCAUGAAAAAAUAUUUUUUAUGUAUGAAAAAAAAACAACGAAUUAUUUAAUAUUAAUUUUUUUUUUUUUAAAUUUAAUAUACUGUAAAUAUAAUUAAAAUGGAGAUUAUAAUUUUGAGAUUUCCAUGUCAUUAUUAAAAAUAAUAUUGUUGUUAUGAAAAAAAAAAAAAAUUUUAUUUUUUAUAUAUAUAAAAUUAAUCGAGUAAGUAGGUUUUUUAAUUAGAAAAAAAAAAAAAAAAAAAACGAGUAAAUGGAAUAAUUUUUUUUUUUUUUAAAUAAAUUGUUAAUUGUUUAGAGUUUUUAAUUUUGUUUAUUUAUAAUAUGUGUUUUGUAUAGAUAAUAUUUUAUGAAAUAAUAAAAAAUAUAAUUUUAUAUUGUAA
Aphidius gifuensis is the source of this 3878-nucleotide messenger RNA. It is a transcript of the gene Tl, whose product is annotated as protein toll-like. The transcript is spliced from 5 exons. Gene Ontology annotation, cellular component: membrane. The record is from RefSeq and is a predicted model, not a curated record. NCBI's taxonomy places the organism in Eukaryota, Metazoa, Arthropoda, Insecta, Hymenoptera, Braconidae. Gene Ontology annotation, molecular function: transmembrane signaling receptor activity; protein binding. The coding region runs from base 476 to 3484 and encodes 1002 amino acids. Gene Ontology annotation, biological process: toll-like receptor signaling pathway; immune response.